UACUAUUUUUUUCUUCUUCAGUUUUUAUUCAUUCAGCCUUUUCCAACAGAACCUGGGAUGAAUUAACCUACGUUUUUCUUGUUGGGGUUUUUAUUUUAAGGGGCUCCUUGAGAGCCAAAUGAAACGAAAAGUAAUAAUUAAUUAAGUAAUAUUUACUUAAUUUAAUAGAGUAUUUAAAACAAAACUAAACAUGGGAUAAGCAUAUUAUACAUUCCAUCUACAUACUUAAUUUGCUUUACGGUAAAAAAACAAAAAAAUAACACGACUUUGACUAACUAUGUCGUCAUUUCCGGUACCAUGGCCACCAAAACAGUGAUAGGAAUUUGUCAAGUCGGUCCAAAAUUGGGUUUUAUGGAUCCACUGUAUCUUUGAGGCCCCAUCUCGGCUUUUCGGAUCUUUAAGAUGCAACUAUGGUGCCGUACUUCUCACCAACUUGAGCUUUUGCUUUGAAAUAUGGCAUUUGAAUCCAUGUUUGUCAGCAGUUGGUAGUUAGCUGUAAAGUUUGGCAUUUAGAAAAUCACUAUGCAAAGAUAAGUUUAGCAAAAAAAAAAAAAAAAGAAAGAAAAAAAAACGUUUCUGCAAAGGGCAACUAAUGGAACGAACACUACUUAUUAUAAACCUGAUAGUAUUUAGCUCCGAUUAUUACUGAUAUUACUCAUGGCUUGUAGUUCUGGCUCCAGUGCAAACAUGUCCAGUAUAAAUGUCAGCACACCGUCGAUGGCGGUGACAGCAGACACCGUGGAUCAGAAGACGUGUCCGCUGGUUUUUGAGAUUUACGGAAAGAUCUGGAACGUGCAGGCUCGUUUGGGCCAGGGCGUCUCGGCCUCGGUGUACCGGGUGAACUCCGGCCAGGCGAGCUCUGCAGUCAAGGAGUUCCAGCUGGACGCACAGUGCGGAGAUUACGGGUACCUCAAGGAAAGCUCUGUGCUGGAGAAGAUUCAGGGGCAUAAAAAUAUCGUGACACUGUUUGGAAUGUUCACCAAUCACAACCCAUUUGGUGUGGCCACUCAUUGCCUGUUGUUGGAGCUUUUGGAUGUGAGUGUGUCAGAAUUGCUGGCCAGGGUGAGUAAUCAGGGGCAUUCCAUGUGGUUGAUUCAGCACUGUGCCCGUGAUGUUUUGGAGGCCCUUAACUUCCUGCACAGGGAAGGUUAUGUACAUGCUGACCUCAAACCCCGCAACAUUCUCUGGAGUGCUGAUGACGAGUGCUUUAAGCUCAUUGACUUCGGCCUUAGCUUUAAAGAGGGACACCAGGAUGUGAAGUACAUCCAGACAGAUGGAUACCGGGCACCUGAAGCUGAGUUGCAGAACUCACUGGCCCAGGCAGGUCUGGAGAGCGGCUUUGGCUGCACAACUGCUGUGGACCUGUGGAGUCUGGGAAUCAUUCUUCUAGAGAUGUUCUCAGGAAUCAAACUGAAAGGAACUGUGAAGUCUCAGGGAUGGAAGGAUAACAGUUCUGCAGUAGUAGACCAUAUCUUUUCAAGCAAUGCUGUGGUUUACCCGGCUAUCCCUGUUUUUCAUUUGAGGGAUCUGAUCAAAAGUAUGCUUCACAAUGACCCUAAACUGAGAAGCACAGCUGAGGCAGCAUUAAUCAACCCUUUCUUCAGCAUUCCCUUUGCACCUCAUAUUGAAGAUUUGGUUCUUUUGCCUACACCUGUCUUGAGACUACUAAAUGUAAUAGACGACAGCCACCUGUAUAACGAGGAUGAGUAUGAGGAUAUAAUAGAAGAUAUGAAAGAAGAAUGUCAGAAGUAUGGCACAGUUGUAUCCUUAUUGAUCCCAAAAGAGAAUCCCGGUAAGGGACAGGUGUUUGUGGAGUAUGCAAAUGCUGGAAACUCCAAAGAAGCCCAGAGAUUGCUGACAGGCCGAACGUUUGAUGGCAAGUUCGUGGUCACUACGUUUUAUCCACUGAGUGCCUAUAAGAGAGGUUACUUAUACCAAACUGUGCAGUAAAGCUGCACACACACCUCCAUACAAAACAUGUAAAUCACAAUCAUGUGACUGCUUUUAAAACCUUGAUCUGUGUAUUAUUCUGUUGUACGACCUUUAAUACCUACUUGUGUCACUAAGAUCAACAUUGUUGUGAAUAUAGGCACACAUGCAAUUUAACUUGGGUGGAACAAGGAGAACAGUUUUAGUGCCUGCUUGCUACUUCCCUUUUUUACUAAAUGAUCACACCAUAAUAAGACUAUUAUUUUUACCGUGGGAUAGCUGGUUGCCAGACAUUCAAUAAGUAUGCUUCCAUACUUUUUCAUUUUGCUUAUUGUAUAUAUAUAUAUGUAUGUAUGUUUUUUUUGCAGUGGGGUUGUUGCACUGCUUUGGUUUACACUGCCUUUUAAACAACAGAUCACUUCAGAGACAAGGUUUACAUGCUUUCUAAAUGUCUACUAUUCCAAAAAUGUGUAUUUUAUGUGGUCUGUUUUCUACCGUCUUUUUUUUUCUCGUUGUUAAUUUUAGUGAAGGUAUGUAGGUAUUUCCAGUAAUUAUGCACAUUAUCUAUAAACUACUGGCAAAAUACACUGGCCUGCAUGCACUGUGGCGUGGUUAACAUUUAUGUUCAACUUGACCGUGAAAGCUGUUUAACCGCAUUGAAACUGAAGAUGGAAAUCUGCAGAGAGAGCACAAAUACGAAAGAGCGGGUAGCCUUGCGCUAUAGAUCAUUCUUAAGUGACUGUUUUUUUUUUUUUAUUCAGGGUUGACUGGAAUGAGACUCCAUGUCCAACACAAAAGCCACAAUCUGUCUCAUCCAAAACCUCUCUGGAUAUGUUUAUUGAACGUUAUAACAUUUUGAACUAGAAUUCCAAAGUAUAAUAUUAGUUGAAGUAUAAAUUGUGUCUGAAAACUCAUCAAAAACAUUUCAAGUGGACUUCUUUGGGAAAUACUCGAGUAUUAAAAUGUGUGGUAUGUUGUGCAAAGCAACGUAACUCGUACCUUCAUGGCACACAUACUGUAUGUGAAGAUUCAGGAGCAAAUAAUCUACUCCGUAUCUUCAUUAGCACAUUGAUAAAUAAUGCUGUUGUAAAACUCAUAUUACUAUCAAAGAUACAGUAACACAAAUGUGUUUUAGAAAAGCUAAAAUGCCUUCUAAAGACAAGUUCAAGUCAAUUGUAUCUGCUGUUUGAAUGGAUUUUGCUAUCUGUACAAUAAUGAUGAGUGAUUUUAAAAUCGUAACAUUAUUUAAAAGCUUUUCCAGUUGUGAUAGGUAUAGUGUUCCUGGUAUCAUUGAUACAGAGCUUUCUGACACAAGCAUUUCUUCGUAAGUGUAAGAAGUUACUUCAUGAAUAUUGCCUGAUGGUUUUUUCAGUCACCCAGGUUGAUUGUUUUUCUUUCUAUCGUCCAACAAAUGCCAUAAAGUCAGUUUUCUCUGUCCUGCAGUCUAGAAAUAUGACAUUGACUUCCAGGGCAGUGAGCUCCAAUAUGAUAAGUGUGCAAUGCUGGUUUUCUAGAUUUAGAUUUUAAAAGAAGGUUUCGACUUUUUUGUGGAUUAGAUGGCAUUAUGGCCAAUAGUUAUUAUUUUUAUUCACAUUCUUUUUGUUGGGAGUGUUUAGGAGUGUUAUUGUAGGAAAAGGGCACUUUGGUUAUGUAUGUUGUUCAGAGUGUGAUUCAUUCCAGAUCUGGGCUAUUAACUAAAGAAAUUGUGAUUGAUCUAGAUUUUAUACACUCAUAUCUCUCUCUUUUUCACACUUGCAUGUUAAUGGUGAUGACAUUCGAAAGACAUUUUGGGAAUGGUGAGCAAGAGAUCUUUUAGUAUCCUGCCCAUAUGAAUCUGGACUGCUGCCAUUGGUAAAUGUGACUCUUGGAAAGAAAGAUUCAGUUGCUAAAACAUUUGCACUUGUCUGUCUUUAAAUGCACUAGGCGUUGGGUUUCGCUACUAAUUGUGGUGUGAGAUGUUUGGAUAAACGUCCUUAGUACAAAGAGAGAACCUGUAUGAGUUCAAAUGAAUGAAUGAAGUAUCCUAGGCUGUCUUGUUUUAUUUCUCUUCCUGUUUGAGCCAGAGAAAACAUGCAGUGAACAAAUAAUCGGAUUUUAGAAUAUAUAUAUAUUUAUAUAAACAAGAACUUCUCAUAUUAAUUACAAAAUGUAUUAUGAUGAAACCGUUUUUUUGUUCUUUUUGUUAUUAUUAUUAUGCAAAUACUGUGUAGGUCUAGUGUUAAUCGAGGGAAAUUUCUUACAUGCAACAGAACAUUAAAGAGAAAGGGAUUUUCUGUCGUUUUAACAAAUGGGAAGAUUCCAGUUUGACAGUCUAGCGUGAUGUUGAAGUGAAGCCUUCUUAAAUGGAUGAUGAAAAGAUUCAAAUUCAUAGAAGUAAAUAUUAGUGGAUUUGACAUAAAUGUGACAACAGCAAUAGUCAUUUUAAGUGCAUAUUGUUCCUGUGAGCCAUCAUUACUUUAAUCCAGCCUGUUAUUAAUAUAAAAAUGUUCAAAACUGAUCAAUUACUUUUUGUUCAAGCAAAUAGAGCCCUGAAGCCCCUUCUAACACUUUCAAAAAGCACUUCUGAAAAGAAGAUUUCUUUCCAUAAUUAACUACUGCAUAGAACCUGAGAUGGGUGUCUGUCAGGGAUCAUUUCAUGCUGCCUUAAUUUUUUUGUAUGCUGUAAUAAUAUCACAGUCAGUAAAUGCUAGACCGUGAGAAAAGUGCCAAAAUUGUUUCAAAGCCUUCCUUUUUUUCCCUGCCACCAGCAACCCUGGAGAAAUCCCCAAGACUGCAGGGAAACCAUAUAUAUACCUUUAUCUUGAAUUGCAUUUAAAUGCCUUUAGAUGUGUCCAGAAACAUGAAAAUGUGUUCCAGUUGGAUGCCAGAGAUCAUUUGAACAGUAAAGCACAGUGCUGGAGUUUGGCUGGCCUUUGUGUUUGUGUAGUGAAUAAUGAACCUUCCCAAGAGAAAACAUUGCAGGGUGUAACCACAGAUAGACAUGAGAGCUCCUUGGGCCUUAAUAACUCGAGAAAGGUCGGAGAACUAAAUGGCAGCUUGAACGAUGGGAGAAAGAUUUUGAGUUUGUGACUAAUAGAACAGACAUAUUAAAGUUCUAAUAGGGAAUAGAGAAAAUGUACGUGAACGUCCUUGUCUUCUACCAUGUUAUUUAUGAUCACAAUUUCUUUUGUAACCCUCUUUAAAAAUUUAUUGGCUGCUAUAUUGCUUUCAAUAUUGCAAGAAAGUAAAGUCAUAUCACAUACAUCUUCUGUCAUGCAUAUGACCUUUGAAUGAAAAGGGCAAGAGCUCACCUGACAGUACAGUCAUUUAAUGGGGAAGUGUGAACGUUUAAGGCAAGUAAGGUGACAAGGUGACAUGAAUCGUGUAGAAUCAGAUAAUAAAAUAUAAGGGUAUAGGUCACAGACUAAAUAUGUGGCUUUGCUAAGGUGAAAAACAAUCAAGAAAGUCUUGUAUAAUAGGAAUCAGCGUUUUUUUCUGGCAAUGCAUUAAAGGAUCAGAUGUUUAGAUGUUUCUUCAAAUCACUUGUUAAUUGGAAAGCUGAGUAAACGCAACAGAAGCAAGUUUAUGCGUGAUCUGUUGUUUGCAGUGAAGUCAUGGUAACAUGCUGACGUCACAAUGCAUAUAGUAAUAUGAUCAAAAGGUUUGUAGAAAUAGUGUUUACAGUACAUUUGUGGUACAUAAGUGCAUUACAGUGGUUGAAGUGCAGGGUUUAUAGGAUCAAAGCAGUUUGGAUAAUAAUGAAAAUUCUGAUGAAAUGUUUUGUAUGUAGGUUCUAUUUAUGAUUCUUCCCUUUAAAAUAUGUUUGUGUGUUUUCAUCUUUGCCAAUGAUUUUUUUGUUACUGAAACUACGGAUUUUCAGCAGUGAGAAUUCCAUUCAAAGCAUUAAAGAAGUCUUACAGGCUGAUAUUUAAAUAUGUAUUUUGCAAAUCUGUUAGUGUAGAUGUUUAAAGUCUAAACCUCACUAUGACUUUGGUAACAGGAGAUUAAAAGGAGUACAUUUAAUAGUUAAGGUCAAUAAAUAAUAAUUGAAUUAUACAUUGGAGGUGUGGUGCUGGUGGCUUGCAUUACCAUUAUGUUGCUCCAUAUUCAGAUUAUCCUGUGUUCUUGUUAAACGUUCCUAGUUUCUGUUUCAUUAUCCCUGUGGCUGAGAUGUGAUUGGGCGAAAGAUCAUUCUUUGUGAAGCUCUGCCUUAAAGUCCACAUUAUAUGUGGCAGGGAAAACAACCCUAAACUUGAAUUUGAACAUGCUACAAAAUAUAUAAAAUGAUCUAAUAUUCAAUGUGAGGAUGAGUGUUUUCCGUAUUAGAGUAAAAAGAUGCUGGUAGAUGCCAUUUGUAAAACGACUGUGACAUUAAGAGCUCUGAAUGGAGUGAAUAAUAUUCAUGCUUUUCACAAUAAAAUGUUCAUGUCUGUA
This is a messenger RNA of Carassius gibelio (silver crucian carp), 6342 nucleotides long. Its product is annotated as serine/threonine-protein kinase Kist. The transcript is spliced from 8 exons. Gene Ontology annotation, biological process: peptidyl-serine phosphorylation; positive regulation of translational initiation; regulation of protein export from nucleus. Gene Ontology annotation, cellular component: nucleus; neuronal ribonucleoprotein granule. The coding region runs from base 658 to 1950 and encodes 430 amino acids. Lineage: Eukaryota; Metazoa; Chordata; Actinopteri; Cypriniformes; Cyprinidae. The record is from RefSeq and is a predicted model, not a curated record. Gene Ontology annotation, molecular function: ribonucleoprotein complex binding; ATP binding; RNA binding.